This is a messenger RNA of Sphaeroforma arctica JP610, 1254 nucleotides long. RefSeq lists its product as hypothetical. The transcript is spliced from 9 exons. The coding region runs from base 1 to 1254 and encodes 417 amino acids. The record is from RefSeq and is a predicted model, not a curated record. Lineage: Eukaryota; Ichthyosporea; Ichthyophonida.
AUGUGCGUACAUUUGAGCACAGUUGGGCAGUUCUGGAUGGAGGCUGGAUCCGUUCGCGCCAUCGAGGUCAACUACUACGAACACGCAGGGAAAAUUGCAGCACAAUUGCCAUGGAUGCCACCUGGCUCUGAUGGCACCAUAACUAUUAUCCCAGAGGAGUAUAUGGUCCCAAGUAUGACUGCAGAGGUGCUGGUAACAACACACAAUACAAUAACUGUGAGCGGCAAGCCCGAAAUAGAGUACUUUGAGGCGCGCCUUUCUGAAAAGCCUACUGAAACCGUUUACGUCGAUAUCUUCAACCUGGCAGGAGGGUAUAUUUUUGGCGUUGACAAGUGUGUUUUGGUAUUCACGCCAGAGAAUUGGGAAACUCCACAGAGAGUACAUGUAGCACCUAUUCUGGAUUUAGUCUCUAACCGGGGGGUGGAGGGUACCAUGUGGAUCACAUUGGAGCCAAGAAACAAUGAUCAGUUCGCGCCAGGGGGUGUGGCGGUAAUUGACCCGUCCUCGAGUCCUAAAGGCGGCUCUGAACCAGGCAGAGUCCAAUGUAUGGGCUGGGGAGACCCACAUUACACAAUGUUCGAUGGGAACAGGUUCGAUUUGUACGCUCAGGGCCAGUUGUACGUUCAUUGGGUACACAUGGGCACGGAGGUACAAUUCAGCAUGAACCAGGGCACAUCCAAUGAUGAAAUUUGGGAUCCCACCGUGUACGUUGAUGUUCUAGCAGAUGGUGGGUCAGCCAUUGGUUUCAGACGGGAUUCUCCAGGGGUAGUGGUCUUCGAUCUCCCUAACGGCAUGAGUGUGAAGUGCACUACCGGCUUCUACCGUAAGGAACGAAAAGAUGGUAAUCACUGGAGGUAUCUCAACUUCUAUGUCGAAGCGCCUUCCACCAUGCAAGACAAGCUUCUAGGACUCUGCGGCUACUUCGACGGCGACGGCUCGGACGAGAACACGAAUGCGGCCGAACUAGCUGUGGAUUGGCUCGUUCCCGAAGACGAUUGGAUUACAUACGGUGGCAUGAAACCAGUAGCAAGCCCCACUCCGUCAACGGUACCUGUUGUACAGGGAAAAGAAGUCACCACUUCCAAUUACGUACCGCCGCCAAAUUCGGAUGUUACCAUGGACAACUUUUCCUUCGAGCCCGCUUGCAAUCCCCAGGUGGAGCCGCGCUCUCCCCUUCCGACGCCUAUUCCUGGGUCUGCACCGGUCACUCCGCUGAUGCCGCCAGCACUUGACAUGUGUAUGUACCGAUUGUGA